Chiroxiphia lanceolata (lance-tailed manakin) is the source of this 2004-nucleotide messenger RNA. It is a transcript of the gene BUB3, whose product is annotated as BUB3 mitotic checkpoint protein. Gene Ontology annotation, cellular component: bub1-bub3 complex; mitotic checkpoint complex; kinetochore. The record is from RefSeq and is a predicted model, not a curated record. Lineage: Eukaryota; Metazoa; Chordata; Aves; Passeriformes; Pipridae. Gene Ontology annotation, molecular function: ubiquitin binding. Bases 187 to 1176 code for a protein of 329 amino acids. The transcript has 9 exons. Gene Ontology annotation, biological process: mitotic spindle assembly checkpoint signaling.
GCGGGGGCGGGCGGCGGUGCGCGCGCGCGGGAGGCGGCGGCGGCGGUGGCGGUGGCGGAGCGUCUCCCGCAUCCCGACGUGCUUCUCCCCGGCCGGACCGUGAGAGCGACCGACGCCCCGGCGCUGCCGUGACCCCCAAAGCUUUUUCCAACCGCCGCGCGGAGCGGCGGGAGGAGCUCGUCUGACAUGAAAACGAUGACGGGAUCAAACGAGUUCAAACUAAACCAAACUCCAGAUGAUGGUAUUUCAUCGGUGAAGUUCAGUCCAAAUACAUCUCAGUUUCUGCUUGUUUCCUCCUGGGACACAACUGUUCGGCUCUAUGAUGUGCCUGCCAACACCAUGAGACUCAAAUAUCAGCAUUCAGGAGCUGUCCUGGACUGUGCUUUUUAUGAUCCUACCCAUGCCUGGAGUGGAGGGCUGGAUCAGCAACUGAAAAUGCACGAUUUAAACACGGACCAAGAAAACCUUGUUGGUGCCCAUGAUGCUCCCAUCAGGUGUGUUGAAUAUUGCCCAGAAGUGAAUGUCAUGGUGACUGGAAGCUGGGAUCAGACAGUUAAACUGUGGGAUCCCAGAACUCCUUGUAAUGCAGGAACCUUCUCUCAACCUGAAAAGGUGUACACCCUGUCUGUGUCCGGGGACAGGCUGAUCGUGGGGACGGCGGGUCGGAGGGUGCUGGUGUGGGAUUUACGGAACAUGGGAUACGUUCAGCAGCGCAGGGAAUCCAGCCUCAAAUACCAGACCCGCUGCAUCAGAGCAUUUCCCAACAAACAGGGUUAUGUUUUAAGUUCUAUCGAAGGUCGCGUUGCCGUGGAAUAUUUGGAUCCAAGUCCAGAAAUCCAGAAGAAGAAAUAUGCCUUCAAAUGCCACCGUUUGAAGGAAAACAACAUUGAGCAGAUUUACCCAGUUAAUGCCAUUUCUUUCCAUAAUGUCCACAACACCUUUGCUACAGGAGGUUCCGAUGGCUUCGUGAAUAUUUGGGAUCCCUUCAAUAAGAAGAGGCUGUGCCAGUUCCAUCGGUAUCCCACCAGCAUUGCAUCCCUGGCCUUCAGCAAUGAUGGAACUACCCUGGCAAUAGCUUCUUCCUACAUGUACGAGAUGGAUGACAUCGAGCACCCCGAAGAUGGGAUCUAUAUUCGCCAAGUGACAGACGCAGAAACAAAACCCAAGUCUACUUAGACUCCUGGUGAUACUUCUCCUCAGAGAUGCCCACCUGCUCCUAACAAGGCUAAACUAAAACAGCAGAAGUGAGAAGAACAAUCUUUGUACUCAUGUUGUUUUCCAACUAAGAAAUAUUUGUUUGUUACUGUAGUUUGUUUUCAUCUGUCAUUACUUGCCUGCUUAUAAUGUUAGUGAAACUGUUUUCUUUGUCUGCUGUCUGGAGCUGAAUUAGUUCAGUCCUGUAAGCAACCUUUGUAAAAACUUACAACUUUUUGUAGUAUCUGAUUAUGAAAACUUUCACUGCUUUGAUAUUUGUUCAAUAAAUAUCCAUGGGUUUUGGAAAGCAAGUACUUUGUGUAACAGCCUUUACUGAUUGUGAAACAAAUAUUGACACCAAAACCUUAAAUUGCAGGAGUUCUUGAUUGAAAAUUUUCAGAAAAUUUCUGAACCUUUUGUCUUUUCCAAUGAGAUGAACUGGGAAUUUCUUCAUUCUCUGGGGACCUAGGUAAUAUUUUCUAAGAACCUAAAACUGUAUUAGGUGGGCUUGUUUAUGUCAGCUGGAUUUUUGAUACUGGAAAAUCCUUCACUGUUUCUGGUGGAAAGAAUUUGAACACAUGGUUCUCUGUUUGUUUUUUUUUUUUUUUUUUCCCCCACAUCCUGCAUAAAAGCCUAAAAUUAAUGCUAUUUAGGAAGGACUGGGGAUAGAAGGGAGCAAAUGUAGUGUUUCUGAGUGGUCUGUUCCAAGUUUUUAGACUGACCUGGUAGCCUGAGGUUUAUGGAGUAACAUAAGGGGAAAUGUCAUUCUGGCUACACAAUACCAUGAAAAUAAAAAUAUACUGUUUCUCU